AAGUUUGAAAUUUGUAGGAAAAAAGUGAUGGAGUGCUAAAUUUCAUGAAGAACCGAAGUGAAUGGUCUAAUAAAUUUGACCAAGUCUUCUACUUCCCUUCAAAUCUUCAUAUAAAUACAUCAACCCUUAACAAUUUAUUCCAUCAACAUUAUUUACUCCAUCAAGGUACGUCUUUUCUUUGUCUCAAACCUUGUAUAACUUCUUGCAUGCACCGUGUUUGGGUGACUUUUUUCAUCCCAUAUAGAUUUAAAGAUGGCUGAGAAUGGCGAAGAAGGUCAAGAAAAUCGUCCAGUUCCCCGUUUGAAUGAAAGGAUUCUUUCUUCUUUGUCAAGGAGAUCAGUAGCUGCGCAUCCUUGGCAUGAUCUUGAAAUUGGACCGGAGGCUCCUCAGAUUUUCAACUGUGUUGUGGAGAUCACUAAAGGAAGCAAGGUCAAGUAUGAACUUGACAAAAAGACUGGAUUAAUUAAGGUUGAUCGGAUUCUGUAUUCAUCUGUUGUUUAUCCUCAUAACUACGGUUUUAUCCCUCGCACACUGUGUGAAGACAAUGACCCAAUGGAUGUCUUGGUCCUCAUGCAGGAACCUGUACUUCCUGGUUGUUUCCUGCGAGCCAGGGCCAUUGGAAUCAUGCCCAUGAUUGACCAGGGAGAGAAAGAUGAUAAAAUUAUUGCAGUGUGCGCUGAUGACCCAGAAUAUAAGCACUUUACCGACUAUAAAGAACUUGCACCUCACCGCAUCUCUGAGAUCCGACGCUUCUUUGAAGACUACAAAAAGAAUGAGCACAAGGAAGUAGCAGUUAAUGACUUUCUACCUGCAAGCGUUGCUGUUGAUGCCAUCCAGUACUCAAUGGAUCUCUAUGCAGAGUAUAUUCUGCACACCUUGAGGCGAUAGACAAUUAUGUUACUCUACGUUCUCCAUAAACAAUCGGAAUAAGCCAUAAUAUACUGUUAUUUUAAUAUAUCCUAAUCAAAACCUGUCUAUACCUUUUAGUUUUCGUAUUUG
Messenger RNA from Vigna umbellata (rice bean), 999 nucleotides. NCBI's taxonomy places the organism in Eukaryota, Viridiplantae, Streptophyta, Magnoliopsida, Fabales, Fabaceae. The record is from RefSeq and is a predicted model, not a curated record.